Physella acuta is the source of this 2947-nucleotide messenger RNA. RefSeq lists its product as uncharacterized. Lineage: Eukaryota; Metazoa; Mollusca; Gastropoda; Physidae. Gene Ontology annotation, molecular function: molybdenum ion binding; pyridoxal phosphate binding; catalytic activity. The record is from RefSeq and is a predicted model, not a curated record.
ACAGGCUAAUGAACAAAUAGUCAAGUCAUUGUAGACUUCUAACUCUAAAUAUUAACAGGUUUGGGUUUACAGAUAUUGAACUACAGUCAUGGUGCAAUGGUCAAGUUUUACAAACAGCCGGUAUUUAACACUAGCCGCCACUGCUGUGACUGCAAUAGCUGCCUCUGUGUACUUUACUAUGAAAAAGAAAAAGAAAGUCUACGAGCUUGUUGGAGAAGUGUCUGGUCUCUAUUGUUACCCAGUCAAGUCCUGCGCAGGUAUUAAGGGGGAUGUUGCAUUUUGUUCAAGCACUGGUUUAGUGGUGUCAGGUGUCAAAGACAGGCACUUUUUAAUAGUCCGCUCCAAUGGUGACUUUAUUACACAACGUCAGAUUUCUAAAAUGGCCUCAAUCAAAACAUCAGUGGAUGGCCAGGAUUUGAUUCUAGAUGCAGAUGGUAUGGCUUCAUUAAAAGUUCCCUUAUCUCCAAAGCUGGAUGAAAGUAAAAUAAUUCUCUGUAGAAUUUUUCAAAGUACCCUAGAUGCACAGGACUGUGGAGAAGAAGCAUCCUCAUGGAUUAGUUCUGUGUUGGGGGAGGAGGGUCUGAAGCUUGUUGUAUUCAUUCCAGGGGUCAGCAAGAGACAAAGUGUAGCAAAAAAUUCAUUAGCCAAAGACCAGAUUGCAUUUCCAGAUAAAAGUCCUUAUCACUUAGCAACAGAAGAAUCUCUAGCAGACCUAAACUCAAGAAUAGAGAAAUCACCUAAUGGGAAGAUUACUAUGAGUAACUUUCGACCUACUAUUAUUAUAAAAGGUGCAAAGAAACCUUGGGAUGAGGAUAACUGGAGCCAUUUGAAAAUUGGAGGAUCUGUUGAAAUGAGAGUACUUGCCCCUUGUGACAGAUGUCUACUAACAACUGUAGAUCCCAAUAAAAGUGAGAGAAGAGAAGAUGGGGAGCCACUCAAAACUUUGAGAAAAUUUAGGAUCGUCACUGAAGUCAGCUCUACAGCUCCACUUUUUGGCAUUUUUGCAGCUGUAGAUACUGAGAACUCUAUAAAAAUUGGUGAUCCAGUGUAUGCUGUGAGGCAAACUACAGUCAUGGUGCAAUGGUCGAGUUUAACACUAGCCGCCACUGCUGUGACUGCAAUAGCUGCCUCUGUGUACUUUACUAUGAAAAAGAAAAAGAAAGUCUACGAGCUUGUUGGAGAAGUGUCUGGUCUCUAUUGCUACCCAGUCAAGUCCUGUGCAGGUAUUAAGGGGGAUGUUGCAUUUUGUUCAAGCACUGGUUUAGUGGUGUCAGGUGUCAAAGACAGGCACUUUUUAAUAAUUCGUCCAAAUGGUGACUUUAUCACACAACGUCAGAUUUCUAAAAUGGCCUCAAUCAAAACAUCAGUGGAUGGCCAGGUUUUGAUUCUAGAUGCAGAUGGGAUGGCUUCAUUAAAAGUUCCUUUAUCUCCAAAGCUGGAUAAAAGUAAAAUAAUACAGUGCAGAAUUUGGGUUAGUACUCUAGAUGCCCAGGACUGUGGAGAAGAAGCAUCCUCAUGGAUUAGUUCUGUAUUGGGGGAGGAGGGUCUGAAGCUUGUUGUAUUCAUUCCAGGGGUUAGCAAGAGGCAAAGUAUAGCAAAAAAUACUCUAGCCAAAGACAAGGUUGAAUUCCCUGAUCAAAGUGCUUACCUUGUAGCGACAGAAGAAUCUCUAGCUGACCUCAACUCACGAAUUGAGAAAUCACCUGACGGCGAGGUCACGAUGAGAAACUUUCGACCCAAUAUUGUCAUCAAGGGCACGAAGAAACCCUGGGAUGAGGAUAACUGGAGCUUUUUAAAAAUUGGAGAAUCAAUUGAAAUGAGAGUGCCUGCCCCUUGCACAAGGUGUGUGAUGACCACAGUUGACCCAGAUAAAUAUGAGAGGCGAAGUGAUGAGCAGCCUCUGAAGACUUUAAAAAGGUUUCGGAUCUUCGCUCAAGAAAAUCCAUCUUCUCCGCUGUUUGGAGUAUUUGCAGCUGUUGAUUCUGAAAGCACGAUAAAAGUUGGUGAUCCAGUUUACGCUAGACAAAUUAAUAAAUGGGACAUGGCUGACUUAUGCUUCUUUGGUCAAUCUUCAUUCUUCUGCAGCCAUUUUCUCAUUGUUGAUGCCACGGGCGAUUACGUCACAGCCCACCAGACGGCGCAGAUCGCUGGGAUUAAGUCUUCAGUAGAUCAGCAGGAACUGGUCCUGGAAUUCGACAAUGUACCUGAGCUACGAGUACCUUUAAACCAUCAGGUGGACUUAGCCAAAAUAGUACCAUGCAGACUGUAUUCCACGCCAUUUGAAGCCCAGGACUGUGGCCCAGAGGCUGGGGCCUGGUUAAGUCAAGUCUUACAGAUGGAGGGCCUCAAGCUGCUAGUCCUGCCCCCGGGGCUGAAGAGGAGGGUCGGGCGCUGUGCUCAGUCGACCGUUAAAGACCAGAUUGCCUUCUCAAACCGAGCCCCAUACCUGAUCGCCACAGAAGAAUCUCUGGCAGACCUCAACACAUGGAUCAGCCCAGCUCCAGAAGGGGAAAUAACCAUGAGAAAUUUCAGACCCUCCAUUGUCAUCAAGGGCAUUGAGGAGCCGUGGGAUGAGGAUAACUGGACUGAAAUAAUGAUCGGUAACUAUGUUUACAUGAGAGUCUUGCAGCACUGCGGAAGGUGUCCUCUCACUACUGUUGACGCUGAGAAACUACAGAAACGGGAAGAUGGCGAGCCAUUUAAAACACUGAGAAGACGUCGCCUGUUUCCAUCAAUCAACACCACGUCGCCAUUGUUUGGUGUUUACUGCGGGCUGGAGUCAGGGGGGACCAUCCGUGUUGGGGAUAAGGUCUAUGCUGUCAGAAGGAGCAUGCACAGUACCGAAGUAGCCUAGUAGAGAAUUGAUCUUUUGUUGCUCCUCGUCCAUAUGUUGGCAUGUUUGAUGUAGCUAUUUAACACAAUUUAUCUGAUUUAAAAACUGACGAAC